Messenger RNA from Phaeoacremonium minimum UCRPA7, 531 nucleotides. RefSeq lists its product as hypothetical. NCBI's taxonomy places the organism in Eukaryota, Fungi, Ascomycota, Sordariomycetes, Togniniales, Togniniaceae. The transcript is spliced from 2 exons. Bases 1 to 531 code for a protein of 176 amino acids. The record is from RefSeq and is a predicted model, not a curated record.
AUGGCUCUUGGGUGGAUCACGAACCUGUUCAUCCCAAAGCUGACCGACGGCACCUUUCUUGUUGAUACGGAGCAUGCAACCGGGUACCAGACGUCGCAUGUUGCUGCGGACCUCGCCUAUCGCUCUGUUCUCGAGGCUCUCCACGAGUUUGGAGAUAUUCUGCCUACGCGGAGACGAUCUGAGAGACAAGGUGACCUCGAGGCCGGCGCGAUGCCUGGUGCGUCUGGCGCCGACUUCCACAUGUUCCGCAUCGCAAGCAUGAACAUCUCAACUCUCCAAUCAGUAGGCAGAAUCAAAAUCGAGUGGACCAGCUCAUUUGCCAGUCACCUCGACUUUGACCCCGCACGCCUCGACGAGAAUACGGGGGAAGCUACUCCCAUCCUCAAGCUCUUUCGCUACCCGAGCCUCUGUUAUCUUUACAUGACAGAGUCGUCUCUACUGAACCGGCUGCUGGAAAACUGGUACGCGGAGGACGAGAAGCCCGUGCGCUUCACGACAAUGGCCCUGAUGCAUGAAAUUCGACUCUCCUGA